Sclerotinia trifoliorum is the source of this 2825-nucleotide messenger RNA. Lineage: Eukaryota; Fungi; Ascomycota; Leotiomycetes; Helotiales; Sclerotiniaceae. The record is from the annotation of a GenBank genome assembly.
UCCCUCGUAGCGUAUGUAUCGGGCGAUAAACUAAUCCAUGGACGUGUGAUUUGCACGAAUCAAAUUGAUGCAUUUCUCUUCUCGCUCCCUUUUCAGCCUUGUCUAAAAUGUCCUUCCUUUUCUGUCCAGCCAAUAACUGCAAGUUAUUAACUGGUAGCCAAAGUGUGAGGCUGCAUAUAGUAUACAUUACCUUCGUGCUUUCUCUUCAUAUGUAUAUUCCUCAGACUCCUACAUUGUCGUCGUUAUCGCAUCGUUAUUAAAAUCAUACAGGAUACAAUCUUUCGCCAUGGCAGACCCUUCAUAUGAACUCGAUCGUAUGAAUUAUGACUACUCUCACCACUCCCAAGACUCGUGUGAUACUUCAUCAUCACAGGCACUUCAAUACCCAUAUACUAUUCCGUCAUCUCGAGAAACUCACAUACCUAGAAUAACUCGCACCUCCCUUACUCGCAAGACCCGUGUCGUUUGUAUUUCCGAUACUCAUAAUGGUACCGCCAAUGGAUCGUUCAAACUCCCACAAGGCGAUGUCCUCAUUCAUGCAGGAGAUUUAACAAACCAAGGAAAUUAUUCAGAGCUAGAGAAAACCAUUAAAUGGAUUGAAGAUGCCAAUUUUGAAGCCAAAAUCAUUAUUGCAGGUAUGCAUGACACCAACUUACUAGGGACCCCUUCAUCACCCCAUAAAUAUUCUAUUUCCAUCCAUCUCAUUUAUUCCGAACCAGAAAAAAAUAACUACGAGUAAUCAUUAACCUUAUGCAAGGUAACCAUGAUAUAACACUCGAUCCAUCCUUCUACUCUCAAUAUGGACUUUACUUUCAUAAUCAAAAUCCACAGGACGUCAAAAAAUGUCAAGAAUUAUUGGAUCGUUCCCCCUCAAUUCUAUACCUUAAUCAUGAAGCGGCAGAAGUUUCUUUAGCAUCACCCACAGGCCCACACACCACGUUCCGCAUUUUCGGUUCUCCUUUUUCCCCAGCAAAAGGAAUGUGGGCAUUCGGCUAUCCACAACCGGAAGCAUCAGAGAGAUGGAAUGAUAUUCCACUAGAUGUUGAUAUAGUACUUACUCACACACCACCUAAAUAUCAUUGCGAUGAAAGAAAUGAUCGUGUAGCUGCCGGUUGUGAGUAUCUCCGUCAAGCAUUAUGGAGAAUUCGUCCACGAUUAGCGAUAUGUGGUCAUGUACACGAAGGAAGAGGUGCUGAGAUAAUACAAUGGGAUCUUGGAGCAUCGAAUAUUAAAUUCAAGGAAAAUGGUGUGAUUCGCUGGGAAGAUCCGGGUAAAGAUAAUAAGAAGAUGUCCCAUAUCGAGUUAACUUCGAAAGGAAGAGUAGGAGACAAUUCUUUCAAAAAUGAUGGAUCUUUUGGCGAUUGGGAGAAUAUGACUAGUGCAUCAAUUGCCAGUUCCAAUAACCUAACACCAACCGGAAGUGGUUUGCCCUUUUUACCUGAAAACAUCACAACCGAUCGAGAAAAAUGGCGCCGGAAGAAUCCAAUGGCUAAAAUGGCAAUGUCAAAUGUUGCAAAAAGUCUGCUCGCCAUACCGGAGGAAAUACUCUCACCAGCUCGAGGACAAGGUGGAAUACCACCAUCAUUACGUUGUGAUGUAGAAGCUCUAUCUGGACGGAUGGGACGACAGGAAACCUGUGUGGUUAAUGCGGCGAUGAUGGCUUCUAGUUGGCCUCAUGGCAAAGGAAGAGGAGGAAAGAAAUUCAAUAAACCAAUUGUGGUAGAUAUUGAUUUGCCUGUUUGGGAAGAGGUAGGAUCGUGAUGCUAGUAGAUGAGUUGUGAUAAUACCUAAGUAUACAUAGGUUUAUGAUUCUGUCUGUGGUGAGUGGAUGGCCUUUAUUAUACUUGUGUUCUUUUCUAUUCAUUAUUUACUAUAUUGAACUAUUCGUGUUAUGCUUCGGGGACUUGCUCAAAUAAUGUCGAUUAUUCCACCUAAUAUUCCCCCAUACGAUAUAUUUACCCUCCACUUUGGCCAUUCAUGUACAUUUUUAUUCUUCUCCCCAUUCAUUUUUUCUCUCCCUAAAGCUUCAAAACAGCAUGUUAUCCAAACACCACUCCAAAAUACUGUGUUGACAAAUAUCACACAGAUCCUCCACAUUGUCCCAUUCCCAUGCUCCAGCUAGAUCCAUAAUUUCAAAAGAGUGCUCGUUCAAGAGAUAUUCUCGGUAUCUGAUCUGGACUCGCCAUCCCCCACGAACGAACAUCUACAUAAAAUUAGACGAGCAAAUGUGAUUUGUCGUGUAUUCCGAGCUUCGAGCACUCUAUUCUCAGAUCCAAGAAGUCACACUCUCCCAGAUAUCUUAAAGUCUCCUCGACAGCCUCGAGGCACUUUCCAAAUUCAUCCCAGUUGCAGUUGAUUAGCGCGGGAAAGAUACGAAGUUCCUUCUCUUCGAUUUUAUUCAAAAUUUGAUGGAAAGUAUAAUCUUACCUUUCCGAUUUCUUUUGAUUCUGAUUCUGAUUUUGAUUGUGCAGAAGAGAUAUGUAAUACGUCAGGUAGCGCAGAAUCGUCGGGGUGAAAUAUAUGUGUAUUGAUUUAUAACGCUUACGAACUUCCAAGCAAGCAUCAUCAGGGAAAUCUAUUCGGUGAUUGAUUCAUUUCUUUGUAUUGGUGGUAGAACUCAAUGCAGGUCUUUUGUCGGUCUUGCAAUCUAUCCUACACUUCCAGUUUCUAAUCUCUAGCUCAUUUCUUCUGUAAUAAUUUUCUUCAUUGUUAUUUAUCUCAUCUUUUCUAUUUGUAUAAAGAUCAUUCAUUUAUGUAUAAUUAUUUUAUAACGAAAAGAAAAAUCUUUGAUGGGAGGGAAAUGUACAGAAGUAUCGGCAUAAGCA